AUGGAUGGUGUCGGCAAACUUGGGCUAUCAACUUUACAAAAAUUAACAACAACAUUUCAUAUGUUGGCGUAUGGAACAUCUGAAGAUAGUAUUAAUGAAUAUGUUAGGAUCGGUGAGUCAACUGUAAUUGUAUGUUUAAAGAGAUUUUGCAGAGCAAUUGUAGAAGUAUAUGGAGAUGAAUAUCUGAGGACCCCCAAUGUCGACGAUGUUGCCAAGUUAUUGCAAAAGGGAGAAGAAAGAGGCUUUUCAGGAAUGUUGGGAAGUCUAGACUGUAUGCAUUGGCAAUGGAAAAACCAUCCAACAGCAUGGGCAGGACAAUACUUGGGACGUCAUGGAGGUCCAACAAUUAUUCUUGAGGCAGUAGCACCAUAUGAUCUAUGGAUAUGGCACGCAUACUUUGGCUUACCAGGAUCCAAUAACGAUAUUAAUGUAUUGUAG
Messenger RNA from Asparagus officinalis (garden asparagus), 438 nucleotides. RefSeq lists its product as uncharacterized. The transcript has a single exon. NCBI's taxonomy places the organism in Eukaryota, Viridiplantae, Streptophyta, Magnoliopsida, Asparagales, Asparagaceae. The coding region runs from base 1 to 438 and encodes 145 amino acids. The record is from RefSeq and is a predicted model, not a curated record.